This is a messenger RNA of Westerdykella ornata, 958 nucleotides long. RefSeq lists its product as uncharacterized. The transcript has 2 exons. Bases 1 to 891 code for a protein of 296 amino acids. The record is from RefSeq and is a predicted model, not a curated record. Lineage: Eukaryota; Fungi; Ascomycota; Dothideomycetes; Pleosporales; Sporormiaceae.
AUGGAUCUCCUCUCACUUGAUCCUCCCCCGAGAUACUACCUCUUCCACCGUACCAUCAAACACAAUAUGAAGGCUCUUCUUUCUGAGUUUGCAAUUCUGCCCUCAGCAUCCCUUCCAACGCACCUCGAUCCAAGAGACGAAGGGCGGAUCUGGACGACACCUCAAGACUCAGCCAACGGUUCCUUCAUUUUCCCGCGUGCAUACCCCCUUGCUUUCCGCGAAGGCUCCAACAUCAAUAUCUCAUGGUCCACAAAGUACGAAAACAUCAAUCUGUAUUUCUACCAGAGGGGAAAAGUUGCGGAUUCGGUGCAACUCGUCACUAACCUGGCAACUAACUGGUACCAAUGGGAGGUCCGCGCACAAGAGACAAAUCUCACAAACCCAUUCGUCUUCAGAGUCGUCAACGCCAAAGGCACCGCUGAGGAGCGGACCAACGGCGGCUUCUGGAGCACCAGCUGGUAUCUCACACGGGGCGGCGACACAAGUCAAUCUGUGACGUUAUCAUCUUCAACAGUCUCCUCAACCACGGCCCCGUCAUCCACAGCUUCCUUGUCGGGUACGACGACUGCACCUACAACGGGAUCGAGUCAGACGAGUGGUACGCAUGACAAUGGGUUUCCGAAGGGUGCUAUUAUCGGGCUGACAAUCGGACUUGUGCUUGCGGCCGCAAUCAUCGUCGCGGGAAUAUUGUACUACUUGAAACAAAGGAGGAAACGCAAAGACGCACUGUCAUCAGUGCAGGUAUCUGAUGCAGCUGGCUAUGGCGACAAGACUUACAGCCAAAUGCGGUACGCACAUCAUCCAGUGCACGAGACCUUCACACAACCAUCCGAACUGCACGGUGAGCCGCCUCGCCAUGAGCUCCCAGGCUCGACGCGGAGCGAGGGGUAGGAUAGGAGCAUCAACCAUACGUUUUGUAGAAUAUGAAAUGAGAGUAGGAGUAAAGGAAAGAUAGAGG